CUUAUUAUGUCUUGUAGUAUCAUGCAGAAAAAAAAUUAGUUGUAUCUAAUUUCUUUGUGAGAGUGAGACUAUGUGAAACAUCAUAUCUUGAAAACUUUAAACUUCACUUAUUUUAGGUGCUUAGAAGAAUGGUAAAAUGGCAGAUCCAACAAUACAAACAUUCUGCUGUCGGCGUACAAAUGAAACCUCAAUUAUGGGUGACCAAAUAUUGGAUUCAUUUAAUACAGACGCAUAUAAUAUAGUUUGUAUUGUAUCAUCGACAAUUGGAGUUUGUGGAGCUCUUUAUCAAAUUUUACCCAGAGAAGAGAGACGAUUUUCUCAUAGAUGGUUAUCGUCUACAACUAAUCGUGGUAGGCAAAUCAUCGUGUAUUUAGCAAUAGCGGAUUUAUUAGCAUCAUUAGGAGUAUUAAUAAGAUCCAGUCUUUGGUUAGAAUUUAGAUCUAGACUUAUGCCGGGAGAUGAUGACACAACAAAUGUUGUAUUUUGUGCUAUAUUUUCGGCCUGGACGCAAUACUUUUAUAUGGCGACAUGGAUAUGGACAUUAUGCUAUGCAAUUGAUAUGAGAUUAAUUUUAAAAGAAAAAGAAGGAUAUCCUCAAUAUUAUCAUUUAGCAGCUUGGACAAUUCCUGCUGUAUUGACUUUCUUGGGCCUUUCAUUAUUAUAUUUUCCAGAUGCUAAAUGCCACAGUUAUCAAAGUCUUAAACUAGCCUUAAUAAAAGUAUUGCCAAAUUAUUUGGCUACUUAUAUACCAAUAACUGCCAUUAUGAUCACAAAUCCUAUUUUAUAUAAAUACAGCUCUCAAGAUAUGGAAAAUGUGGUGCAUCGAUCAUUAGGACAAAUAACUAGCAAAGAAAGAGAUGUUAUUGACGCAAUAAAAAUGAAAUUCUUUUUAAUAAAUGCUGCAUUCUACGUUUGUUGGGCUCCAAACUUAAUUAGUGGUUUUCUAUUAUGGACAUUAUGGUGGCAUUUACCUGUGGGAUUUUUAAUUGGUAUUUGGUACAUAAUGGCUGUAACAAAUCCAUUACAAGCAUUAUUUAAUUCGUUUGUUUACCGUCGUUGGAGUACAGGAACGGAACGUGUUUAUAUACCAUGGAGAAAAAUACAAGAAGAUAGUCUUAGGAAAUUUUCAUUAAGUCAAAAUGGAUCCAAAGUUUCUAGUGCGCGAGAAGAAUUACCAUUAUUACAAAGUUACCCAAAAAAUAGUAUUAAUGUUUAUUCGUCAGUACAAAAUUAAUUAAAUUAAUUAGUACAUACAUUUGACCUGUAUCAGGUUUUCUAAUUAAAUUUAAUAAAAAAUAUAAUAAUAAGAAACAAAUUAGGAUAACAGGUUUACAUUCACAAGUGUUGACUACAAAAAAUACUUAUGUCACUAAUUUUCUUACAGAAUACAGAGUAAUUUUACAUUUCAUGAGUUAUAUAACAUAUAACAUAAGUAGUAUUAUUUCGUUUUGAUGAACCAAAAAACAAAAAUAUGUGUGAUAUUUUAUGUAAACAGUAUUUGCUGUUACCGAUGAUUUUAAGAAUACCAUGGUAGAAUUCUACCAAGAAGAAUACAUUCGAGUUCGUACCCUUUACAUAAUUACAAAGAAAAAUGAACAACAAGAUAUUGUAAUCGCGAAAAAAGAUUUUAACAGAAAUAUUCAUUUUGAGGAUCAAUGAAUUCAUUUUGACAUUUUGAUAAAAUCAGACUUAAGUUAAAAAAUUUAAUUUCUUUUAUAACUUUUACCGUUUAUAAUAAGAUUAUUCUAAUCUCGUGCCUUUUAAAUGAACUCUCUUCCUGGAAUUUCACAACAAUUGCUUAACUAAGUAAGUACUUUGCUUCUUUGCACGCCUAUUUUAGGCUCUCUUAAGGCGUAUAUUUUGUCAGAUAUAAGCUCCAGAACGUGUGUAUUACAUUUUUUAAUUUUAACUCCAAAUUUGUAAUCGAACAACUAGUUUUCGGAAUUAACUAUUACUGUACCACCUUAGUCCGGAAUUGUUUUCAGAUUUGUGCCGAUUUUUCUAAGUGCCCAUCUCUAUGCGUAUAAUCCAAUUUUGUGUAUCUCUCUUGAUGAAGUUUAAACAUCAAUAUUUACCCAUGAGGGCACAAAUUAAGUUAAAAACAUUUUACAGUCGUGUUAUAUUAUAUAUACGACUGUGGCUUUCUAAGAGUGGCUAUCUUUCUUUACUUACAUGACAUAAAAAAACAAACGAUUGCGUAAUCAACACUGACUAUACAUGGUAAUUCAACAAUUAACUCAAUCAAUUGUUUGUUUUCACUUGUAUAUAUAUCUCGAUAUAUCGACAUUCGAAAUUAAAAAAUUUUUGUAUCGCCCACGUUAACAAUUUAAUGUUGGACACAACUCCAUUUUUUUCUGCUAGUU
Molecule: messenger RNA, 2363 nt
Organism: Chrysoperla carnea
Lineage: Eukaryota; Metazoa; Arthropoda; Insecta; Neuroptera; Chrysopidae
Product: G-protein coupled receptor 143-like
Exons: 7
Coding region: 137-1234 (365 amino acids)
Biological process (GO): G protein-coupled receptor signaling pathway; cell surface receptor signaling pathway; regulation of calcium-mediated signaling
Cellular component (GO): melanosome membrane; plasma membrane
Molecular function (GO): L-DOPA receptor activity; L-DOPA binding; L-tyrosine binding
Source: RefSeq, a predicted model, not a curated record